AUGAGGUUUUCUAGCAGGUCGGCAGCAUUAGCUUGCUGCCCUCUGCUGAUACAGGCAGCUCUUGGCAAUGUAUUACCUCGGUAUAUCGAGGACCUCAUCAAGAAACAAUUACCUGCCGAGCCAACUGGGGUUACAACCCUGAAGUCACCAAAGGGAAUGACCAUUCGCUUCAAGGAACCUGGUAAAGAGGGUAUUUGCGAGACGACACCAGGAGUCAACUCAUACUCUGGAUAUGUCGAUCUAGAUUCCAACACACAUAUGUUCUUCUACUUUUUUGAAGCAAGACACAACGCCAACGAGGCUCCAAUCACAUUAUGGCUCAAUGGUGGCCCUGGAUCAGAUUCCAUGAUCGGUCUCUUCGAAGAGCUUGGUCCUUGCAACGUGACCCACGAUUUCAUUACCAAAGUCAAUCCGUAUUCUUGGAGUGAGGAGAGUAAUCUGUUAUUUUUAUCUCAGCCUCUUGGCGUAGGUUUCUCUUACGCGGAUGAGGUCGAGGGCAUCUUUGAUCCAAACACUGGAUUUCCAACACCCAACGUAAAUCCUGACGGACGUUAUGCAAACACAGACCCGUUCAGAUACAGCACCACAGAGCUUGCCGCUAUGGGAACAUGGGAAGUUCUUCAGGCAUUCAUUUCGGCCCUGCCUGUUCUGGAUUCGAAAGUGACAUCACGGUCGUUCAACCUCUGGACCGAGAGCUACGGCGGACACUACGGACCUGGAUUCUUUCAUUACUUUAAAGAGCAGAAUGAAUUGAUCCAAGCCGGCGAGGCCGAGGGCUGUGAGCUGCAACUUCACACACUCGGGAUUAUCAAUGGUCUCAUUUCCACCAAGAUUCAAAUGCCAUACUAUCCCGAGUUUGCCUAUAAGAAUACGUACGGAAUUCAGGCCAUCAACGAGUCGACGUAUGAAUUUGCCAUGACCGCCUUCAAUUUCCCUGAAACCGGUUGCUCUGCCCAGCUCGAUUAUUGUGCCCAGGCCAACCGCAGCGACUGGCAGGGCCAGAAAACGUGUUCCCAAGCCGUAUCCAUCUGCCGCAACCUCGUCGAAGGCCCAUACGAGGUCAUUGCUCCCAACAGCGCCUAUGAUAUUCGUCAAAACAGACUUACCUCUCAAGUUCCACCAAAGUAUUGGUCCGACUGGCUCAAUACUGCCACUGCGCAAAACGCCCUUGGAGUUGAUCUCAACUACACGGGCACAAGCUGGGAAGUUUAUCAAGGUUUCGACUAUACUGGUGACUGGGCGUAUCCGACUCUAUUGGAGGAUCUUCAGGAUUUGUUGAACCAAGAAGUCCGCGUCGCAUUGAUAUAUGGCGAUGCUGAUUAUAUCUGCAACUGGUUCGGCGGCGAGGCCGUCUCGCUCCAGGUCAACUAUACGCACUCGGCGCAGUUCCGCGCGGCAGGGUACGCGCCCUUUGUGGUGGACGGCGUCGAGUACGGUGAGUCCCGGCAAUACGGUAACUUUAGCUUUACGCGCGUCUACAAUGCCGGCCACGAGGUGCCCUACUACCAGCCGCGCGCCUCGCUUGAGCUCUUCCGCCGUGUACUGGCCGACCUGGCUGUCUCUGACGGCAGUGUCCGCGUCACUCCCACGUACGAGAGCGACGGUACCGCCACGGCUACCCAUGCUGAGCUAUUUACCGGCUGGUUUACCGGCCGGCCGGAGAAUAAUGAUAAGUGA
This is a messenger RNA of Pestalotiopsis fici W106-1, 1677 nucleotides long. RefSeq lists its product as uncharacterized. Gene Ontology annotation, molecular function: serine-type carboxypeptidase activity. Gene Ontology annotation, biological process: proteolysis. The coding region runs from base 1 to 1677 and encodes 558 amino acids. The transcript is spliced from 4 exons. Lineage: Eukaryota; Fungi; Ascomycota; Sordariomycetes; Amphisphaeriales; Sporocadaceae. The record is from RefSeq and is a predicted model, not a curated record. Gene Ontology annotation, cellular component: fungal-type vacuole.